This is a messenger RNA of Phytomonas sp. EM1, 1155 nucleotides long. Lineage: Eukaryota; Euglenozoa; Kinetoplastea; Trypanosomatida; Trypanosomatidae. The record is from the annotation of a GenBank genome assembly.
GAUAAUUAUAAGGUGCAACGCGUGUUUUACUUCUUUAAUAUAUUUUUAGUAGCGCUUCCAAUUACAUAGAAAUUUAUGAUGAUCCAUACUAACUGUGGUAUCGACCAAAAAGCUUUACAUAAAGUAGGAACAUUAUUUUUUGUUGACGGAAUUCUGAGAUCCCUAUCAGACAAGGAUAUCGAAAAAUAUUUCUCUGAAUUUGGUGAUGUUGACUAUUUUUUACUAUGCCGUGACGGAAAAGGUAGAUCAUUUGGCUAUGGUUGGCUUCAUUUUCACGCGCCUAUUCAAAAUUUACAAGUAGAACAUGUUGUGCGCAAUGUCACUCUAAGGGUCCAAAAUGUUGUGACACCCCAACAAGCAGAUAGUUUGCUAAAUAAAAUAAAAGAUUCGAAAGAAAUGUCGAAUACCGCACAACCUAUUUUUAGAGAUAAACGUUCAUUAACACCAAGUUCUUCACGUUCACUUUCAAGCGACAAACCUUACAAUAGACGUCGUCAUGAAACUCCAUCCAAGGAAAGUAGUGUGGAGUGCUCUGAUGCUCAUAAAUUUAACAACAAUAAUACUGAAAUACUUUCUUCGACGUAUCCCGAAGUGCAGGUUUUAAAAUCUUCCGUUGUUUGUGAUACUAGCGUUUACGUGUGUAUUCCCAUAGCCCUUUGUCCGAAAGCCUUUCUUGCUGACCCACAAGUAUUUUGUGCUCGUAUGGAUGCGAGUUCUCCAGGUUUUUUGACUGCUUUAAAUUAUCAGAAUCAGCCAUUACAGGUAAAUAUGUCCAAUCCUUCUAUUCCUCCACAAUACUAUUCUUACAAUGGUCAAGCGAUGAAUUUUUCGUAUCAGACAGGUGGGAUUCCCAUUAGUAUGCAUCCUCAGAUGUAUACAGGCGGAUAUGUUGGCAUGCAGCUACAAAAUCCACCACCACCUGGACCACCACCUAACACAAAUGCUAUUUAAUGCAGAUUUUUUUUGUUAACAAAAAAAUUAUCGAUUGCGAAAAAAAAUAGCGCUCUGUUUUUAGUGAGGUGCUUUAAAUCUAAAUAAAAAUGAACAUGAAAUAAAUAUGAAACACACAAAUUUUUGGAACUUAAUAGUUCUUUUCACGAUUAAAAAUAUUAAACCAUUUCCUAAAAAAAAAAAGAAUGGAUUGAAUUUAAAGGA